Messenger RNA from Anopheles maculipalpis, 2870 nucleotides. RefSeq names its product 85/88 kDa calcium-independent phospholipase A2 (gene iPLA2-VIA). NCBI's taxonomy places the organism in Eukaryota, Metazoa, Arthropoda, Insecta, Diptera, Culicidae. Bases 55 to 2847 code for a protein of 930 amino acids. Gene Ontology annotation, molecular function: protein binding. The transcript is spliced from 11 exons. Gene Ontology annotation, cellular component: mitochondrion. Gene Ontology annotation, biological process: lipid metabolic process; positive regulation of ceramide biosynthetic process. The record is from RefSeq and is a predicted model, not a curated record.
UCAAACAACCAAAUCGGAAGUAGCGUACCUUCUGUGUGUGUGUGUCUGUUCCUAAUGCAAAUGGCUUGGCUCGGGAUCGGUGCACUGGCAUCCGGUUUAGUUAUCCAACGAUUGUUAGGCGGAGACGUGCCACCCAACAAGGUGCAAGAGGUGAAAAAUGAGUCCUACAUCAACCUGCAAGUGCUGCACAGAAAUGAAUCUAUGCGAUUGUUUGCCCCAAAUCCAAAUGCGCCCGACAAAAAGGUCGUGUACGAAAUCAUUCUGGAACGGCCUCACUCGGAAACGAUCAACACAUCCUACAGCUUGUAUCGUGCACCUACACAAGCGGAAGCGGAGGAAAAAUUUGAAGCCUUCCAUAAACGUCUACCGGAGCUCGUAAAAAUUGUUCGCGAGAUGUACAAUAUUAAUGGUUUACAGAAGCUUUGUGAUGUACUGAUUGAAAAUCCUUCCUGGUCACUGGCACACGUUGUUGCUUUUUACAAUCUAACUGACUACAUUUCAAAUCCUAGUAUUAUCGAUUUCCUCGACUAUGCCGAUUAUGCCGAUAUGAUGACACCCUUGCAGGUUGCUGUCAAAGCCAACAAUAUUGAGUUUGUAAAAGCCUUGGUACAAUCGAACCAAUGCAAUUUGGAUCAUCUCGAUAAGAAUAGCAACUCCGUGUUCCAUUUUGCAGCGAGUACGACAAAAGAAAUGAUAAAUCUUCUAACAGCAAAAAGUGUUUCAAACCUGAACCAUUGCAACACCGAUGGCUACACACCGCUCCAUCUGGCCUGCUUGGCCGAUAAACCGGACUGCGUGAAGGCUUUACUGUUGGCCGGAGCCGAUACGAACAAAAUGGCCCGUGGGGCGGGAACGUCCUCCUACAGCAAAUCCAUUCCAUCGACCUGCACUGAUGGUAAUGUGGCUGAUUUUCUUGUCAGCAAUCCAAAUAAACUAUUCACACAGGACAUGAAACACGGUGGCACCCCGCUACACUGGAGCUCCAGUCGUGAGGUAUUGAAUUCACUUAUAGAACGCGGUUGUGACGUGAACUUGGUAAAUUUCAACGGCCAGACUCCUCUUCACGUAAUGGUAGCACGUGAUCGACUGGAAUGUGUUGUUGCGUUGUUGGCCCAUGAUGCUGAGAUUGACGUAGUUGAUAACUCUGGCAAUACUCCGCUGCACAUUGCGGUGGAAAAGAAGCUUAUUCCGAUCAUUCAGUGUUUGGUGGUGUUUGGCGCUGACUUCAACAAACCAAACAAGGACGGCAAAACGCCGCGCCACAUGGUAGGAAAAGACGACAGCGGUUCGAAAGAUUCGAUGAUUCUGUACAUUUUACACUCGGUCGGAGCAAAACGAUGUCCGGAGAAGAGUAGCAAAUGUCCGCCAGGGUGUGCGGCCAGUGGCACGUACAACGGCAUCCCACCAGCGCAACCAGAAUCCUACGAGCAACGGCAACAUAUCCAGCAGGUGCUGGCCCAAACGACCUCCAAAUCACAUCGCAACAGCGUGCCAAGCCUCAUAUCGAGUACGGUGCGUGCCACCAUUCCCGAAGAGCGUGAGCGGCGCGAGGUGAAAACGAUAGACGUCAGCCAGGAGCGUAAAGGUGCGAGCAUGAUGGAUGCGCUUCUGUCGAUGUUUAUGAAUAAGGUAGAGGCAGCAUCUAAGCCGACGUCACCCACGUCCACCUCGUCGUCGCUGAAGGGAGGAGUGAAUCUGCUGGGAGAUUUCGAUGUAGGCGACGAACCAAUGCUAACAGGCGAGAUCGAGGGGACGGAAGCUUCCAAGAGUAGUCCGACAGCAGAAUCUUCCGCUGGUGCACGAGCGGAAGGGUCUAGGGCACGGUCGUCAUGCGAAACCGGAGGCGACGCGUAUAACGGUCGUGGUCGUUUGCUUUGUCUCGAUGGCGGAGGCAUCAGAGGUUUGGUAUUGGCACAAAUGUUGCUGGAAAUCGAGAACCUUGCCCAAACGCCCAUCGUGCAUCUGUUCGAUUGGAUUGCCGGUACCAGUACCGGUGGUAUUUUAGCGCUUGCAUUGGGCUGUGGCAAAACGAUGAAACAGUGCAUGUGCUUGUAUCUGCGCAUGAAGGAUCAAGCGUUCAUCGGUUCGCGUCCCUAUCCAAGCGAUGCGCUCGAAGCCGUACUGAAGGAACAGCUGGGAGAGUUCACUGUGAUGUCGGACAUCAAGCAUCCUCGUUUGAUGGUGACGGGUGUGAUGGCCGAUCGGAAGCCGGUAAAUUUGCACCUCUUCCGCAACUACGAAGCCGCCAGUGACAUUCUAAGCAUCGUAACGCCCUCUAAUAAUCGAGGUCAGCCUCCACCGCCACCGAGCGAGCAGUUGGUUUGGCGGGCGGCAAGAGCAACUGGUGCAGCACCAUCUUAUUUCCGUGCGUUCGGUCGCUUCCUUGACGGUGGAUUGAUUGCGAACAACCCUACGCUGGACGCGAUGACGGAAAUCCAUGAACUGAAUGCUGCACUGCACUAUGUUGGCCGAGCAGCGGAAGCAGUCCCGAUGUCGGUUGUAGUUUCACUUGGCACAGGACUAAUACCGGUAGUGGAUCUGAAGGAAAUUGAUGUGUUCCGUCCAGACAACCUGUGGGACACAGCCAAGCUGGCGUACGGUAUUUCUACCAUCAGUACCCUGUUGGUGGACCAGGCAACUGCAUCGGAUGGUCGUGUAGUGGAUCGUGCCCGGGCAUGGUGUAGCAUGAUCGGUGUUCCGUACUUCCGCUUCAACCCGCAGAUGUCGGUUGAUAUUGCGAUGGACGAAAAGAUUGACGAACCACUGAUCAACAUGCUGUGGGAGGUGAAGGCAUACAUGCACAGCAAACGAAUGCAGGUCAUAGAGCUUAUUAAUCUGCUCAAGUAGCAGCAGCAGCAGCAGCAGUAAGC